Pleuronectes platessa (European plaice) is the source of this 1908-nucleotide messenger RNA. It is a transcript of the gene ntn1b, whose product is annotated as netrin 1b. Lineage: Eukaryota; Metazoa; Chordata; Actinopteri; Pleuronectiformes; Pleuronectidae. The record is from RefSeq and is a predicted model, not a curated record. Gene Ontology annotation, molecular function: protein binding.
AUGGGCCAGACACAGAUAGAGGUGGACAGAGGUGUGACUGAGGGAGGCAGAGCAGGACUCGGAGCCAGCUGGCGCGUGAGUCCCUGCGGCGCACGGAUUACAAUGCAGAUGCUCCUGGAGGUCUGGCUCACCUUGGUGUCAGUGUCUGCGCUGACCCGAGGCGUCUUCGCAGGAUACGGGCUGAGCAUGUUCGCUGCGCAGUCCUCUCCUCCGGACCCGUGCAACGAUGAGAACGGGAACCCGAGGAGGUGCAUCCCCGACUUCGUCAACUCCGCUUUCGGGAAGGACGUGCGCGUGUCCAGCACCUGCGGCAGCCCGGCCGCCAGGUACUGCGUGGUGGCCGAGAAGGGAGAGGACCGGUCCCGGGACUGUCACAGCUGCGACGCCGCGGACCCCAAGAAGUCCCAUCCGCCCGCGUACCUGACGGACCUGAACAACCCGCACAACCUCACGUGCUGGCAGUCAGAGAACUACAUGCAGUUCCCGCAGAACGUCACCCUCACCUUGUCCCUGGGCAAGAAGUUCGAGGUCACCUAUGUGAGCCUGCAGUUCUGCUCACCCAGACCCGAGUCCAUGGCCAUCUACAAGUCCAUGGACUACGGCAAGUCCUGGGUGCCCUUCCAGUACUACUCCACGCAGUGUAAGAAGAUGUACAACCGGCAGAACAAGGCGGCCAUCACCAAGCAGAACGAGCAGGAGGCCAUCUGCACCGACUCGCACACCGACAUGCACCCUCUGACCGGCGGGCUCAUCGCCUUCAGCACGCUGGACGGGAGACCGUCCGCGCACGACUUCGACAACUCCCCGGUGCUGCAGGACUGGGUGACGGCCACCGACAUCAAGGUGAUCUUCAGCCGGCUGCACACCUUCGGGGACGAGAACGAGGACGACUCGGAGCUGGCGCGCGACUCCUACUUUUACGCGGUGUCGGACCUGCAGGUCGGGGGACGGUGCAAGUGCAACGGGCACGCGUCGAAGUGCGUGAAGGACCGAGAAGGGAAUCUGGUGUGCGAGUGCAAGCACAACACGGCGGGACCGGAGUGCGACAGGUGCAAACCGUUCCACUACGACCGACCGUGGCAGCGCGCGACGGCCCGAGAAGCCAACGAGUGCGUCGCCUGCCACUGCAACCUGCACGCCCGCCGCUGCCGCUUCAACAUGGAGCUGUACAAGCUGUCGGGCCGGAGGAGCGGCGGCGUCUGCCUCAACUGCCGCCACAACACGGCAGGACGCCACUGCCACUACUGCAAGGAGGGCUACUACAGGGACAUGACCAAGUCCAUCUCCCACCGCAGGGCCUGCAAAGCAUGUGACUGUCACCCGGUGGGAGCGGCGGGGAAGACGUGUAACCAGACGACGGGUCAGUGCCCCUGUAAGGACGGGGUGACGGGGAUCACCUGCAACCGAUGUGCCAAAGGCUACCAGCAGAGCCGCUCGCCCAUCGCGCCCUGCAUCAAGAUCCCAGUUGCAUCUCCCACAGCGUCGUACAGCAGCUACGAGGAGCCGUCAGAUUGUGAAUCACACUGCAAAGCUUCCAAGGGAAAGAUGAAGAUCACCAUGAAGAAGUACUGUAAGAAAGACUACGCUGUUCAAGUGCACGUGCUGAAAGGAGACAAGGCCGGCGAGUGGUGGAAGUUCACGGUCAACAUCAUCUCCGUGUACAAGCAGGGCGAGCACCGCAUCCGCCGCGGGGACCAGCUGCUGUGGGUGCGCGCCAAGGACGUGGCCUGCAAGUGCCCCAAGAUCAAGCCCGGGAGGAAGUACCUGCUCCUGGGCACGGACGAGGACGACUCCCCCGGGCAGAGCGGCGUGGUGGCGGACAAGGGGAGCCUGCUCAUCCCCUGGAAGGACCUGUGGGGCCGCCGGCUCAGGAAGUUCCAACAGCGCGACAAGAGGGGGAAGUGCUAG